CUCACUCACUCCAAACUGAAACAUUUCAUUUCAUCCUCUGUUUCUGUUUUACUUCAGGGGAUGAUGAUGAUGAUAAAUGACUAUUGGAAUGCCGCCGCCGCCCAUUCUUCAACCUCCGCCGUCUCUGUGGCGGCUGAAGACCCGCUCUCACCCGCCGCCGCGGUUUCAUUGCAGGGGGUCUCUGCUUCUCAGUGUUUGCCGGCUGCUUCCGUUGACGGCGCUGGAAAUCAUGCAUUGUUGCUGAAGCCGUUUUUCGCUGAUCGGGGCGAUGCCGCCAGAGUAGCUCCGCCCCACCACCGCCGUCCAUCGCCGGCUCCUGUUUCCAGAGUUUUCCCAUGCCUCUACUGCUCCCGCAAGUUCUGCACUUCCCAAGCGCUCGGCGGGCACCAGAACGCUCACAAGCGCGAGAGGGCCGCCGCCCGUCAGAAAUUGUACGGCGGCGGAGGCGGAGGCGGUAGUGUUUUUGGGCCCGACAACCACCACCGUCCACCCGUUCAUCAUGAGCAGUAUCACGACAACUCCAACAACCGCUACUACUGGCUUCAAGCGCCUCCGCUUGUCCAGCUUCCCGACGGCGGCGGCUUCCGCUCAAUGGGCGGCGACCGCCACCUCUACUUUCCCUGCCCACCCACCAUGGCUUGCUGUGACGACGAUCUUGAAGACGACGUCGUCUUUCUCAGGGAUAGUCCAAGUACGGGAUCUGGGUCGCCAAUGCCGCCGCCCCUAUUGUCAUUGGAGACGCUCUCCGGCAUCCCCAACACCGCCGCCGGCUUCACUCCGUCGCUUCCCCAUUAUCUGGAUCUGGAUGAAAACAACAUUGAUCUCUCUCUUCAUCUCUAGUUAAUUACUAGUAGCUUAUUAGACGACAAUACGGAGUAUCAAACAUUAAUAUAUCUCCUAAUUAUCUUUCGGGUAGAUUAGUACUUCGUAUGUUAGUAUAUACAGAAGGAUCAGAGUAUUAACUCAUGGACAUUUAGUCACCAUUGACAUUAAUUACGACAUAUUCGAGUAUAUACGAGUAUCUUUUAUGUGAUCAAUUCAAAAAU
Messenger RNA from Cuscuta europaea, 1046 nucleotides. The record is from the annotation of a GenBank genome assembly. Lineage: Eukaryota; Viridiplantae; Streptophyta; Magnoliopsida; Solanales; Convolvulaceae.